AUGUCCAACGACCAGUCCCUUAUGGAGCGUGUUGAGGUUCCUGCUAUUCCUGAGGAAGUGCAGUCCAAGAUUGCCAACCUGCAGCAAGCAUUCAUUCGCGCCGAGGUUGAGCAAUUGCGCAACUCCGUCAAGCUUCUGAACCCGCUCUUCAAGAAGCGCGAGGAGAUCAUCAACAACCCUUCCAUCAAGGAUGACUUCUGGGUCCGCGUGUUCUCCGCUGCCCCUGCCGAGAUCGAUGAGUACAUUCUGCCCACUGACGCCAACAUUCUUGGUGCUGCCCUGAAGGGCCUGAACGUGGAGCGAUUUGAGGUCAACGAGAAGGGAGAGGGCGAGCCUCGCAGCUUGCGCUUCACCUUCACUUUCGCUGAUAAGAACGAUUACUUCGAGAACCAGCAGUUGGUCAAGGAGUUCUACUGGCGCAAGCACAUCACCCGCACCGCUAGUGGCAGGCGCCGUACCUGGGAGGGUCUGGUGUCCGACCCUGUCCGCAUCAACUGGAAGGAGGGCCAGGAUGUUACCAAGGGUUUGCUCGAUGCUGUCUGUGAUCUUUUUGAUGCCGAGAAGAAGGGCGGCGAGCGCACCGAGCUCCCUGAGUACAGGGCCCUUGUCGAGAAGCUGACCGAGCUGGAGAGUGAGGGCAUGAAUGAUGAGGAUGAUGACGAGGAUGAGGAGGAUGAAGGCUCCGCUGGGCCCAGCUUCUUCAACUGGUUCGGUUACCGUGGCCAUGAAGUCACUGCUGAGCAGUCCGAGGAGGCCAACAAGGAGGACGAGGAGCGCUGGGUCAAGAUCACCAAGGGUGAGAAGGUUGAGGAUGAGGACGAGGAGGACGAUGAUGAGGAUGACGAAGAUCUUAUUGACGAGCUCGAGGAUUGCGAGGCUUUCCCCAACGGCGAGGAGGUCGCCAUUGCCUUUGCCGAGGACCUCUGGACCGACGCCAUGAAGUACUACGUUCAAUCAUUCGAAAUGGGCGACGAGCUUGAUGACCUUGACAUGGAUGAACUUGAGGGCAUGAUGCAUCACGAACACGAACACGGUGAUGAUUGUGAUCACUCCCACCCCCGCAAGAAGGUUCGCAUUUAA
This is a messenger RNA of Penicillium odoratum, 1080 nucleotides long. RefSeq names its product histone chaperone napB. The record is from RefSeq and is a predicted model, not a curated record. Gene Ontology annotation, cellular component: nucleus; chromatin. Gene Ontology annotation, molecular function: chromatin binding; histone binding. Gene Ontology annotation, biological process: nucleosome assembly. Bases 1 to 1080 code for a protein of 359 amino acids. NCBI's taxonomy places the organism in Eukaryota, Fungi, Ascomycota, Eurotiomycetes, Eurotiales, Aspergillaceae. The transcript has 3 exons.